Drosophila biarmipes is the source of this 432-nucleotide messenger RNA. It is a transcript of the gene mRpS21, whose product is annotated as 28S ribosomal protein S21, mitochondrial. The coding region runs from base 113 to 376 and encodes 87 amino acids. The record is from RefSeq and is a predicted model, not a curated record. Gene Ontology annotation, biological process: translation. Gene Ontology annotation, cellular component: ribosome. Gene Ontology annotation, molecular function: structural constituent of ribosome. NCBI's taxonomy places the organism in Eukaryota, Metazoa, Arthropoda, Insecta, Diptera, Drosophilidae. The transcript has 2 exons.
AGACCGUAUUCGGGGUCUUUCUUAGACAGCACGGGCACACUGCUCGUACUUGAUUAUUUAAUAAACAUAAGCAAUUUUAUUCCAUUUUAUGAAAUAAAAUCCGGCCGCCCAAAUGAGACACGUGCAAUUUCUGGCCCGCACUGUGUUGGUGCAAAACAACAAUGUGGAGGAGGCGUGUCGCCUGCUGAACCGCGUUCUGGGCAAGGAGGAGCUACUCGACCAAUUCCGCCGCACGCGAUUCUACGAAAAGCCCUAUCAGGUGCGUCGCCGCAUAAAUUUCGAGAAGUGCAAGGCCAUCUACAAUGAAGACAUGAACCGAAAAAUCCAGUUCAUAUUGCGCAAAAAUCGCACCGAGCCCUUUCCAGGAUGCAGUUAGUGAUAGUCCCCUGUUAAUCUAAUUUUUCUGCCAAUAAAAUGUAAGAAACCGCAGAA